UUAUGGGGAAGGAAUUGAUUGAAAAUCGAUUAUUGGAACAUCUUUUAAUCGGUCAGCAUCUAAGCGUUUUUUUAAUAAUAAGAUUAAUUUAUUGAGUUUCCAUUCCCUUUCAAUAUUGUUUUAAGAUAAUUUAGGUUUCUUAUCAGCGUUAUUUUCCUUUUGAAUUGAUCUCGAUCCAUAAUAGAAAUUAAUCCAACCUCAUGAAAUCGACUCUGAAAGUGACAACAGACAAUAAAUUAUAACAAACAUUUGAUUUCUUUACCAUGGAUCUUGGCCAGGAAUCAACACCGUUUCUUUCAUCAAUCAAACAGGAAAAAUUGUCACCAAAUCGACGAGUGUCACUUAUUAAUUCUGUUUUUGUUCCGACUUCAAAUGUUUCUACAAAUUCACCAUCAACAUCAGAUAAUCAAUUAUCUUCUAUUUCUAAAGCCCAGCCUGGUAUUGGCCUCUCUUCGUCAUCACUGUCUACACCCGUUUCUCCAAUGGCGCUCGAUAGCGCAAAACCAACUGAUUCUCAAUCAUCUUCAACGUUAAUUGUCGAUCCUGGUUUACAGUUACAGUGUGACAAGUGUGAACACUUGCUCGAAUCAAAUAAGAGUCUCCUCAACAAGUUAAGUGAAUUGGAAAGUAAACAUGACGAGGAGAUAAAAGAAAUACAUACAAGAUACAAGACAGAAAAAGAAUUUGACCAAAAUCUAUUGGAACAUCGAGCUAAUCUGGAAACUGUUACAAAAGAAGAGGAAUUAAGAUUGAAACUUGUAAAGUCCAAUGAAGAGAAUAUCUCAUUGAAACAAGAGAAUAUAAAACUUCUCAAAACUACACAAUACAAGUCAAAAUACAAAUCGACAAGUACAAUGAGCUAAAGGAAUUAUACGACAAAAAGAUGGAAACAUGUUCACCAAUCGCCGAUUUGGAAACCCUGAAGAUCGUUCACAACAAGGAGAUGAAAGAAUUGGAAGAAAAAUUAAAAAAAGAAUAUGAAAAAAAGCUAAUGGACCAACGAGUUGAUUUGGAGAAAAAGGCAAAAUCUGAAUUGGACCAACCAAGAAAAGAAUUGACCAUAGACACCGAAGCACAACCAAAUUCAAUCAUCAGAGGUGACGAGGUGAUGAUUAUCAAUGAAAUUUUCGCAUCGCAAUUAAACAAAAAGAAAACAAACAGUCUUUUUGGUCCGUAUCGUGAACUCUCUCAGAAGAAACAAAAAUUAUCGAUUCCAUCUAUUCAAUCUUACGCUUCUACCGAUGGGCCAAGAGGAAGUUUACCAUCAAUUGGAAGAGAAUUGGUUGUAUCAAAUGAUAAACUUGGUUACACCGAAAUACCCGAUGACCAUUCUGCAGUUAGAAUCUGUUCAAUAUGUCGAUGGGUGGAAAAAAUCUGCUAUUCCAAUUAUGCAAAGCAUUUCCUUGACAAUCAUAGUUCAGUUUUCUCAGGGAAAAUGUCCUCCCUAUUCAAAGAGCUCAUUAUGGAUGAUGAAAUUUACUUUUCUUUGAAACAUAAAUACCGGAGAAAUCAAAUUUCUGAUGAGCUGAUCAACCUUAACUGCUACAGAAUAUCAAAAGGCUCCCUGAUUGUUAGACUCUGUUCAAUCUGCAAACAUGUAGAACUUGCUAGAAUAACAUCAUAUUCAGUACAUUUAAAAGAACACCAAGAUGAAUUAGAGAUAACAGGAACUGUAGAUUCAAUUUAUAAAAUAGUAGUGAUGAAGAAGAGUAAAUAUCGACAGCUGAAAUCCAAAAGAAAACGGAAAUAUUGAUUCCAAGGAGAAAUUACUGCCCAUUUCGUGAACCGCAUUCUCGAUAUAACGAUGGUUUUUUCGUGACAUUUACAAAGCAGUUCUGUCCAAGUUUCCAAUUGAUGUGCCAACCAGUUCAGACUGCACUAUUGCAGAUAUAAUUUAAAUAGCACUGAUCUCCAUCUUCUUUGACAAUCAUUUUGAUCCAAUUGAUCCUAAUGACGGGAAAAAGUUACAACCAAUUCUCAUCGAUCUGUUUGAGCCAAUAAAUCAACCUGAAUCACUUUAAUGGGUAUAUUGGGGAUCUCCUUGGACAGAGCUAAGGCAAAAUAAAGUUAAUUUACUAACUUAAAGUUUGACAUUUUGUUUUAUCAACUAAAUAAACUAAUUAAAAAAUUAACUAAAAGAUAACAACAUUCAAUUGAAAAACGAUUGUCAAUUUACUAUAUUUCGAUAUUUGUCUAUUUCUUAGUCUAAUAUUUUUCUUUCGACAAAACAUCGAUUAUGGCGAAGAAUCGAUUGAGAACCGAUUAUUGGGAUAUCUUAAUAUCGGUCGGCAUUUAAGAGUUUUUUUGAUUAGAUUAAUCAAUUGAAUUUUUUUCUCUGUGACAAAUAAAUUUAGUUGUUCUCAUAAGCGUUAUUUGGUUUUUCUAUUCAUCUUGUUUCAUAUUGAAAGCUAAUAACUUAGAAAUCAUUUCAAUCUCAUCAAAUCGACUCUUGAAUAGUAAAUUAGCUAAAAUAAUUUUAACCUUUCAAUAAAUCAAUUCAUUCUUUUGUUUUUUUAUUUCAAGUGACAACAGACAAUAAAUUAUAACAAACAUUUGAUUUCUUUACCAUGGAUCUUGGCCAGGAAUCAACACCGUUUCUUUCAUCAAUCAAACAGGAAAAAUUGUCACCAAAUCGACGAGUGACGCUUGUUAACUAUUCAAUUGUUCCGACUUCAAAUGUUUCUACAAAUUCAAUAGGAAUAUCAUCACCAUCAACAUCAAACAAUCAAAAAGCUGUUGCGUCUAAAGCCCAACCUGAAAUUAGUCCCUCUUCACCGUCACCCGUUGCUGUGUCUAGUAAAAAGCCAACUGGUUCCCAAUCAUCUUCGCCAGUUUUCAAUGUUGUUUCACAGUCACAGUGUGUCCGGUGUUCUCAAUUAUCUGAUUUAAAUAGGAAUCUCCUCCAAAAGUUAAGCGAAUCAAAAUGUAAACAUGACGAGGAGAUGAAAGAAUCAAGAAAGAAAAUGGAGAAAGAAUAUGAACUAAAGCUAUUGGAACACCGAACUAAUCUGGAAACUGUUAAAAAAGAAGCAGAAAAGAAAUUGGACUCACUUAAUUUGGAAUUAAGAUUACAACUUGUAAAAUCCAAGGAAGAGAAUAUCUCAUUGCAACAAGAGAAUUUAAAAAUCAUUAAAAACUCAGUACAAGCCGAGAAGUACAAUGAGCUAAAGGAAUUAUACGACAAAAAGAUGGAAACAUGUUCACCAAUCACCGAUUUGGAAACCCUGAAGAUCGUUCACAACAAGGAGAUGAAAGAAUUGGAAGAAAAAUUAAAAAAAGAAUAUGAAAAAAAGCUAAUGGACAAGCGAUUUGAUUUGGAGACAAAGGCAAAAUCUAAAUUGGACCAACUAAGAAAAGAACUGACGAAAUUUUUGGAUAUUUCCAUAGACACCAAAGCACAACCAGGAAAGGAAAUUGACAAAGAUGAAGAGGUGAUGAUUAUCAAUGAAAGUUUAGCAUCGCAAACAAACAAAAAGAAGAAGAAAAACAGUUCUAUUGGUCCUGAUUGUGGACCCACUCAAAAGAAGCAAAAAUUAUCAUCUUCAUCUAAUCAAUCUCACGCUUCUACCGCUGUGCCAAGAGGAAGUUUACCAUUAAUUGAAAGAGAAUUGGUUGAAUCAAAUGAUAAACUUGGUUACACCGAAAUACCUGAUAACCAUUCUGCUGUUAGAAUCUGUUCAAUAUGUCGAUGGGUGGAAAGAAUCUGUCAUUCCAACUACCCAAAGCACUUCCUUGAUAGCCAUAGGUCAGUUUUUUCAGAAGGAGAGGCAAUAUUGAGAUCUCUAUUCAAAGAGCUUAUUCUAGACGAUAAAAUUUACCAUAAGUUGAGAGAUAAAAACAAAAGAGAUCAAAUUUCUGAUGAACAAAUCCAAUUGAGCUGCUACAAAAUAUCGAAAAACUCUCUGAUCGUUAAAAUCUGUUCCGUUUGCCAAUUUAUAGAACCUGCUGGAAGAUACACUAAUAUUUCGCAUUUCAAGAAUCAUAAAGAAGCUGUGCAGAUAGAAGGAGAUGCAAAUUCACUUUACAAAACAGUAGUGAUGAAAAAGAGUAAGUUUGAACAAUUAAAAUCCGAAGGAAAAUGGAAAAGUUAAUUUCAAGGAUAAACUAUACUGUAACUCGUGUCCAGUUCGCAAAAUGUAUUCAUUUAAAAACGGUGAUAUUUUCCGGAAAUAUUCGAGCCUUGUGUUUACCGUCGAGAUACUCGAACUUGUCCAAAUGCGCUUUUUUGGUCCGACAU
This is a messenger RNA of Panonychus citri (citrus red mite), 4237 nucleotides long. RefSeq lists its product as uncharacterized. NCBI's taxonomy places the organism in Eukaryota, Metazoa, Arthropoda, Arachnida, Trombidiformes, Tetranychidae. The record is from RefSeq and is a predicted model, not a curated record. The transcript is spliced from 2 exons. Bases 2568 to 4091 code for a protein of 507 amino acids.